AGUCUGGGACGCCAGACACAACUCUUCUGAGAGCGGCAGCAGCGGAACGCGUGGAGAGAGAGGCGUGGUGGGGACGUGGAAUAUUGUCGCCUACUCCAUGAGUCAUAUAAUAGCCUUGCUUAGCAGUCACAUACAUACUCUCUGGUCUCAUAUCGUUUGCUCCUGUUAUCUUUGCCCUAGACAACUAUGACUUGAUAACACAUUUUCGUGAAAAUAUUACAUUUGCAUCAAUACAUGUUGAUUUACAAGAAAUGUAAUAUGUUGUGUUUAUUAUUUGCAUUUAAUUAUUGUCCGGUGUUGUGAUUAGAAAUACGUAUUAUGAAGUUGGUAAAAGUAGCAUAAAACGUCUACAAAAUCUACAAUUUGCUGUACAUUUUGCAUGUCCAUGGCAUAUGACAGCUAAUAAAGUGUUUGCCUUAAAUACUGUCAUUCCCUUUUUAUUACACUUACUCACUGCAUAUUUUCAUAGCUGAUCUCAUUAAUGUUAUCUGCCCACAGUGUAUUUUUCUUCAUAUUCCUUAGGCUAGGACUAGGCCACGUUUAUAUGGAUACAGUUAUUGUAUUUCAAGGAAAAUCUUAAUAAAGAAAAUGCAUUGUCAUUAUUCUAAAAAUACUUAUUAUUAUUUCUUAUUAGUAUACCGAGCCUCAGUAUUAUUAGGCCUAUUCAUGAUAAUGGGUAUGGCUCUGAGUAUGAUUAGGAUUCCUUAUAUUAUUAUUACUAGGCCUAUUGUUGUUAUUAUUAUUUGUAGGCCUAUUGUUGUUAUUGUUAUGCUAUUAUUAGGCUAAUGGGCUUUUGUGGAUCAUGGAUGGGGUCUUGGGGGGUAGUUUGGACGCUCGUCCUUGCAGGAUUGCUUUUGAUUAAAAGAGAAUUGUUCUCUCGUGGCUUUACAUCGAUAAACAUAAUUUAAGAUAUUGUUUUAGAUUUAGCCUCAUUACACUCCGAUUGUAUAUAGCCUUAUGCCUAUAAACAUAAGGUCGGUGAUACAUUUUUCUUGUUUUCCCAGGUGCAUUGAGGCGUGUUUUUAAGGUCAAUAUUAUUUUCAUACAUGAAAUAGGCCUCUGUGUUUGCAAAGAGGUAAAGAGGCGGAAAAGAGAGGGGAUCUGAACUGGUUUUCCAUGUCAAACACUUCAAUUCUCCAUAGAAACUCUGAUCUUAACGCGGAAACUUUAUUAAACCCUGAUGGUGGAUUGAUAAGACCGAAUUUCUCUCGGAUCUUUUUAUUGUGGAGACCGGGGAGAGAUGACAGAGGCAAAUUGCUCUUUUAAUUAAAGCAAUGCACCAGAGGAAAUUGCUGUCUGAAUAUUGUCUCCGAGAUGGGGUUUGUGACAGUUGCCUGGAAACUUCAAUCUGUCCCACAUUUAUUCCAGAUCACAGUUAUGAGAUAAAGUUUAAUAAAAAUCUUUGCCCGAAUGAAAUCCAACCCUUUCUUGAACAACAGCUACAAUGAGACAGAACUGCGGAGGAAACCUUAUGUUUAACAUGUAUCUCUCAGAUCCAACAGAAAAUCUGUUGAAAGAAAGCAAAGGUGCAUCCUGGAGUCCCAUAAACACAGGAGUGCAAAAAGGCAGUGGACAGAUUCAGCUAUGGCAGUUUCUCCUCGAACUCCUGUCAGACAGCGCCAACAUGUCCUGCAUCGCCUGGGAAGGGACGAAUGGAGAAUUCAAGCUAAUUGAACCAGAUGAGGUGGCCCGGAGAUGGGGCGAGCGCAAAAGCAAGCCCAACAUGAACUACGACAAACUCAGCCGCGCAUUGCGGUACUACUAUGACAAAAACAUCAUGACAAAGGUCCAUGGGAAGCGAUAUGCUUACAAGUUCGACUUUCACGGGUUGGCUCAGGUUUGUCAACCCUCAUCAACAGAGCAAGCUCUUUAUAAAUUCCAGAGUAAUUUUGCCCCCAUUCCCUUUUCGGGGAUUUCAAAGCUAAACCUGGUUGGUCCAGGCGUCGGUUCGUCUGGAUUCUCUUAUUGGCCGGGGUCGCCACCGACUCUCUACCACAGUCACAACCUCCAACCCCCGGGACCGUUUGGUUCUGUGUCUGCCUCGCACAUCAGCUGCGUCAACAACAUCAACAACCUGAAUAAUAUCAAUAACCACUACAAUUGACUCCUAUUAACUCUACCAAUAACGUUGUUAAAAAAGGCUUAAUCAUAAUUCACAAUGGUAGCUGAAGGCGCGCGCCUUUUUAAAUUAGGUCUCUGAAUUAUGAUUUUUCCUCUUGUGGACCAACAUUUUUUUUAAAUCCUCAAUAAAUGGGUCUAUGGGAAAAUCACGAAUCAUUUAUGGAAAGUUUAAAAUUUAAACACAUGCUUUUUUUUUUUUUUUUUUUAAAGAUAUGAAGCCUAUUUCAAACAAAAUCUAGAUUAAGAACCAUUGUCUUGCCUAUUUUUCUCUCGUUGAUAAGACAUUACGAAAAAGUUCUCGAACGUUGCAGAUAUAAAUACUACAAAUAGACCAGACGUAAUUUCCUUAUUCUACAUGUCAGAGAUGCAUGUUUUCGCUACCCGGACGUUGCAAAACGAUGCGUCCUGCUGAACGCAUUCCUGGUGUCUGCAAGAGAUUGUCUGGCUUCUAGCGCCUCCAGGUGGCUAUUAAUUCGGCAUAUAAAUACUGAUUUGAUCUCAAAUAAGCUUGCAGUGUACUUUUCAAUGUAGAGAUAUUACUGCGACUCUAAAAACAUUAUGGAGAUACAGAUAUAUCGUCACUUUAAAUAGCCUUCGUUAUGUAGAUGUAGCUUACACAGGCAGUUUACAAUGCAGUGCAGGUGUCUACUAGAUUACGACAACAAAAGGGGUUGCCUUUUCGUUUUCAUACGUUUUCUUUAUAGACUAUUUUUACAUUUGACACACAGAUUCGACAUUUUUAUGCACGGAAAAAAAUACAUAGAUUGUUCGAUUAACACUUAAAACCUCUUAGAAAUGAUCUUUGAAAUUGUAGGCUAAUUUUUCCGAAAAGCUAUAUCCACCAAUUUUUCACAUUUGUGUUUUUCAUCGGAAAUGAUUGCUUAUAGGUACCUUAAUUUAUGUGUAAAAUAGUACUGUUCUCAGAUUUUCUUGUGUAUGAUUAUUAUACUUUUUUUUGCAAAAUGUUAUACAUCCAUUGUUUAGCUGGAAUGGAAUGUUCAUAUCCUGUCAAAUGGAAAAUGUAGGCUAAUUGUUUUAGAUACAGAUCUCAUAUUACUGUAUGAAAAAAAGUUGAUUUAAAAAAUAUGUAUGUUGUGCCCUAAAUGUAUAAUUUGUACAUUUAUUUAUACACAUUUUUGUUACUUGUUACAUUUGACUCUGUAAAACCUAGCAGUACUACCUAUUUCCCUGAGAGUGAGGCGCAUAUGUAGCAUUUUGAAAAACACGUAAUUAUUUGUCUCUGAAAUGAAACCAUCAAGUGAUAGAUUUUAAACAAAUACAUAUCUGUCAUUGAACAACCCCAUGCCAUGAUUAGAUAUAGUGGGGAAAAAACCCACUAACCUCUUUCAUAAUUUGUUUAAACAAUAAAAGCUAAUUUACCAACAUUUCUGAAAAUGGGUAGGUCUAUAUAACGUUUUGGAAUUAAACUCUUCACGUGUACCUAUUCCAUUACAUCUUAUUCGUUCUCUUGUUGUUAGCCUACUGUAGCCUAUAAAAUGAACAUGUUAUUGAAUAAAUCGAGUGUCAUUUGUA
Oncorhynchus nerka (sockeye salmon) is the source of this 3654-nucleotide messenger RNA. Its product is annotated as protein FEV. Gene Ontology annotation, cellular component: nucleus. Gene Ontology annotation, biological process: cell differentiation; regulation of transcription by RNA polymerase II. Gene Ontology annotation, molecular function: DNA-binding transcription factor activity, RNA polymerase II-specific; sequence-specific DNA binding. NCBI's taxonomy places the organism in Eukaryota, Metazoa, Chordata, Actinopteri, Salmoniformes, Salmonidae. The record is from RefSeq and is a predicted model, not a curated record. The transcript is spliced from 3 exons. Bases 1445 to 2104 code for a protein of 219 amino acids.